Molecule: messenger RNA, 1983 nt
Organism: Dromiciops gliroides (monito del monte)
Lineage: Eukaryota; Metazoa; Chordata; Mammalia; Microbiotheria; Microbiotheriidae
Gene: NCF2
Product: neutrophil cytosolic factor 2
Exons: 15
Coding region: 254-1834 (526 amino acids)
Biological process (GO): superoxide anion generation; respiratory burst; phagocytosis
Cellular component (GO): NADPH oxidase complex
Molecular function (GO): superoxide-generating NADPH oxidase activator activity; protein binding
Source: RefSeq, a predicted model, not a curated record
GGCAUACUUACAACACGGAGAAGUCAGCUUAGGGAAGACUAGCUCCUCUUCUGAGGCCCACUUGAAAGAAAGGAAAAAAAAAGCACUUGCCCCUGCUCAGUUGAGAAUAAGGGAGCCAAAGAGAGACAGUAGGGAACAGACCCUGGUAGGAAAGAACUUCCUCCCCAUUGAGUGCUUUCUCUUCUUCCCGGGGCAUUCGUGGCUCAGAAUUGCUGUGCGGGCCCAGUCUCUGCCUCCCGCUUCUCAUCUGGCCAUGUCCUUAGCUGAGGCAAUCCGCCUUUGGAAUGAAGGGGUGCUGGCAGCAGACAAGAAGGACUGGCACGGAGCCUUAGAAGCCUUCACUGGAGUUCAGGACCCCCAUUCCCGGAUCUCCUUUAACAUCGGUUGCAUCUUCAUGAUCCUGGAAAACAUGCAGGAGGCAGAAAAGGCCUUUACCAGGAGCAUAAACCGAGACAAGCAUUUAGCAGUGGCUUAUUUCCAACGAGGGAUAGUCUUUUGUAGGAUGGAGAGAUAUGACUCAGCUCUUCAAGACCUGAAAGAGGCAUUGACUCAGCUCCGAGGGAACCAGCUGAUAGAUUACAAGAUCCUGGGGCUGCAGUUCAAGCUGUUUGCCUGUGAGGUGUUAUAUAACAUCGCUUUCAUCCAUGCCAAGAAAGAGGAAUGGAAGAAAGCUGAGGAGCACUUGGCUCUGGCCAUGAGCAUGAAGACAGAAGCCAGACACUCCAAAAUUGACAAAGCUAUGGAAGCCAUUUGGAAACAGAAGCUGUAUGAGCCAGUGGUGAUUCCUGUGGGGAAACUGUUUAGACCUAAUGAGAAGCAGGUGGCUCAGCUGGCCAAGAAGGAUUACUUGGGCAAGGCUACGGUUGUAGCAUCUGUGGUGGAUCAAGACAGCUUCUCGGGAUUUGCCCCUCUGCAACCCCAGACAGCUGAACCUCCCCCAAGACCCAAAACACCAGAAAUCUUCAAGGCCCUGGAAGGAGAGGCACAUCGUGUGCUAUUUGAAUUCACACCUGAGACAUCAGAGGAACUCCAAGUCUUGCCAGGAAACAUUGUCUUUGUCCUGAAGAAAGGAAAUGAUAACUGGGCCACGGUCAUGUUCAAUGGGAAGAAAGGACUUGUCCCCUGUAACUACCUGGAACCUGUUGAACUCCGGAUCAAUUCUCAACUUCAAAACCAGGAGGGAACCUCUCCAGAUUCUGACAUCCCAGCACCACCCAAUUCCAGAGCUCCUGAAAAGCCCCACAAGCUCCCAGGCAUGAAGCAAUCAGAAGAGGCGACGGACCUAAAGCUCAGCAUCCCCACACCAUACAUCCUCAAAGUACAUUACAAGUACACGGUGGCCAUGGAGAUUCGUCCUGGGCUUUCCUACAGUGAAAUCUUGGACAUGGUUUGCAAAAAACUGGAGCUGCUCCCUGAGCACACCAAGUUGAGCUAUCGACCUGGGGAUGACAAGGACCUCACCGCCCUUUCAGAGGAAAACAUGAAGACUGUGUGGAGCCACGUGAAGAACUAUUGCCUGACUCUCUGGUGUGAACACACGGUGGGUGACCAAGGCCUUCCAGAAGUACCGAAGGAAAAAGAAACAUUAAAUGACAAUAGUCAUAUGACAGAACCUCAACAGAAAGAAGGAAACCAAGUGUUGGCACUGUUCAAUUAUGAAGCUUCACAACCAGAAGACCUGGAAUUUGUAGCUGGAGAUGUGAUCCUGGUGUUAUCGAAAGUGAAUGAUGAAUGGCUGGAAGGAGAAUGCAACGGGAAAGUGGGCAUUUUCCCAAAAGCUUUUGUUGAAGAAUGUGCAGCUAUGGGCCCAGAAGGCCAGACUGUGAAGGCCUAGGCAUUGAAGUUUGAAAAAGAGAAGUUCUAAGCAUUUCAAAGAUUCACAACAGUUGAUGCCCUGAAUUGAUGCCAGUUGGAGAAUGUUAACCUGUUUUCCUUGUAAAGCUUUAUCUGAUAUUUGCUUCCUUCAUUAAAAAUCUUGUUACU